GGCCAGAGCCAGAGCCAGACCAUGAGCACCCUGCGCAACCUGGUGCACAAGGGGGUGAAGGUGGACCGGGGCGUCCCCCCAGAGCUGUGGGAUGAGCCCUCGGUGGAGGUCACUCAGCUGAAGCAGCAGGUCAGGCCUAGUGGGGGGCUGUGGGUUGGCAGUGGGGGCCCUGGCAGGGCUGGUGGGGCAGGGGCUGUGGGCCAGGAGUGGAGGCCCAGGGAGGGGGGCUCUUACAGCUUCUGUGAGCCCCCCCUGCAGUGCGAGGUGAUGCUGGAGUGCUAUGAGGAGCCGCUGGAGGACUGGUACUUCCAACACCAGAAGCGGCUGCUGAGGAAGUUCCUCUGCGAGGGCCAUGUGCCGGGGGCCAGGGACGUGGCCUGCUUGGACGAGGUCUGGACCAGGAGCAAAGGGGACCACGGGAACCAGGAGGAGGAGGAAGACACAGAUGCCGCCCGCAGCAUGACCCCAGCGAGCUCUGAGAAAACGCAGGUCAGCCCCGCGAAAACCCCUGGGAAGCUUUUUAUCCCUCGCCGCCGCCCGUUCAUUGGCUGCUUCCAAAAUGGCAGCCCCCACUACGUGAAGGCCGCCAUUUCCAAGAUGGCAGCACCCAGUGCGGGGUAUAGAGGAGGCGCGCCUAUAGGUCACUUCCGAGGAGGAUGAGUGCCCCCCCCCCCGGACCGUACCUCUGGUGUGCGGGCUCCGCUGCUGGGCGAGACCAUCGUGGCGUCGCAUACAGACACCUACGACCCUGUCACCUUGGACCUCCAGCGGCCUUGUCCCUUGAGCCCCUUCUACUCAAGCCUACUGGACGACAGCC
Messenger RNA from Alligator mississippiensis (American alligator), 817 nucleotides. RefSeq names its product canopy FGF signaling regulator 4 (gene CNPY4). The record is from RefSeq and is a predicted model, not a curated record. Lineage: Eukaryota; Metazoa; Chordata; Crocodylia; Alligatoridae.